ACUGAGGAAGACACGGAGGAAACACUGAGGAAGACACGGAGGAAGAAGAAAGUGAAGAAGAAAACUCUCCACAAAGACAUGAAACGUUGUUAUUAGCACAUUCAAGAAGUAGACUAGAAAUUAAAAAACAAACAUUGGAUGUCCAUCACGAGGUUAAUUCUCAUACUGUUGAAUAUGGCAGAAAUAGAUUACGAACUGCUGCCAACACCAGAGAGAAAACUCCGAAUGAAGAUGGGAUACAUUCCAGUGUUAUUAAAAAGAACUAUUAUAAUAACCUGCUUACUCGUCCAACUCGAAGUGACUCUCAUACAGUGAUCACUGACAGCAACCCCGCUCCAUCACAAGGCAAUAAAACACUGGUUGCUAGAACCCAGAAACGAAAUCUUUCUCACACAGUGGUCAGGGAUAGCGUUCAGGAUAUAUGGCGUGCUAGGAAUGCUAGACUGAAAUCCUCUCUGACGGCGAGGUUAAGGAAGAAUUCUAUCACCACUGACGAAACCUCAGAAAGGGAAGCUAACAGCAGUAGGGCUCUUGCCCUGCCUCGAGACCGUCACCAGCUACGGAACACCACUAGUACUGAUCCUCCGUUGACAAACCAAAGAAGAGACUCUUUCCCUUUAAAGAUGAGCUCCCGUCACUCGAAUCAUAAAGGGGUUACGAGCGAAGAGACAUCAAAAGAAAUGUCACUGCUAUCAGCCAGACGAGGACAGAAACCUGUUCAGUCAAGGAACAGUCACUGUGAUGAUGAGAGUAAUUCUAAUAUUUUUAUUACUAGUAAGACAGAGAUGGCAGCAACUUCUACAAGUUGUAAAGAGUCCGCUGAUCUCGAUGGCCUUAAUGUGACCCACGAAAAUCUACGCGCCGAUGGUCAAAAACAUUGUUACCUUCGAAAUACAGCUUCUGAUCCCGAGGUAAAGAUGGCACUGUAUACUCCCGUGUGUGAUAAAACUAAAACACUUAAUGGUAGAAAACAUGAAGAAACGGUGACAAAUGAGAGCAGCCAAAAGACAAGUUUGUUGCAGUGCUCUGAGACCGACGCAGACAGUGUUGACGGCCCGAACACAGUGACGGUAUCAAGGAGUUUUUUGCCCAGAAUAGAUCCAUUUAAAGUUGAGACAAAUUUGGACUCACUUCAGACGGAUGAACUGCUGCAAAAGACCCAGGAUGCGUCAGUGAUGUCACAAACACAACAUGGUGGAACCAAUUUAGCUGAGCAUGACAGUCCCACCAAUUCUAAACUUGCUGGUUAUGGAGGUGACAAUAAAAAUGAUAUCCACGAGGCUCGUCUGGGCGUGAGCUUGUGUGAUACCCACGGCUCUUUGCUGCACUUGUACUGCACGUCAUGUGAAGAGUGGGCGUGUGACGAAUGCCUGGAUGUGGCACACUGCCAGCCUCCUCAGGGUCGAUGUCACCUCAUCUCUGCACCCGACGCUAUUGUGCAUAUGAAGAUGACCCAAACAGAAUUCCUUAACUCCAGAGUGGACACACUGGACCACUUCCGGGAGGAGUUGCGGAAGCUGGUGGAUGAGUCAGACAGCAGUAUUAAGGAACACGACGCUAACAUCAACAGCCUGAGGUGCCAGAUGUACGAGGAAGCCUCGCUUCUAACAUCCAUCGAGUCCAUGAAGACACUUGCGCUGCAGAAACUGAAACAGAUCGACUACUGGGAGAACCUACUUCGCCAGAACGCUUCUCGCAUCCGGCAGUCUUCAACGUCACAGGAGAUGCUGGAUGCUGCUCACCUGAACGAGACCAGCAUCUUAGCUAACAUCAUUGAAGGAACUGCAUGUCAGGAGAUUCCAAUAAAUAACUUAUAACCUUCUGACCUACCAUUUAGUUAUGGUCUUCUAAGCGUCCUUCAUUUAAAAAAAACAUUAUUGCCUGAAUGUACAGCUUACUCUGGUUAUUAAGCAAUCAAUUCAAAGACGGCAGCAGCUCAGGAAAUCAGAUUGGACUGAGCAUUUUCACCGUCAUAAAAAGUUUAUGACAUUGAACAUACAUAAAAAAUCCCGUUAAAGAAAAUAAAAAAUAUAAUCAAGUUACGAUGAUUGAUUGCUAUUGUUAAAUCUGUGUAAUUACCUAGACCAAUCCAUAUUAACUGCAGGUUUUAUUUUCGUAAUUGAUUGUGAUAGAAUUAAUAUACGCGCGAUCGUGUGCUAUGCUAACACCUGUAGAUUACAGUUAGGGCCAUAAUUCACUCUGACACCCGGUUUAGCAUAGUCUGGUAAAUAUACUACUACUACUACUACUACUACUACUACUACUACUACUACUUCUACCACCACUACUACUACUACUACAACUACCACUACUACUAGUACUACUACUACUACUACUACUAAUUAAUAAUAA
Cherax quadricarinatus is the source of this 2352-nucleotide messenger RNA. The record is from RefSeq and is a predicted model, not a curated record. Lineage: Eukaryota; Metazoa; Arthropoda; Malacostraca; Decapoda; Parastacidae.